Trematomus bernacchii (emerald rockcod) is the source of this 1035-nucleotide messenger RNA. Its product is annotated as histamine N-methyltransferase-like. The record is from RefSeq and is a predicted model, not a curated record. NCBI's taxonomy places the organism in Eukaryota, Metazoa, Chordata, Actinopteri, Perciformes, Nototheniidae. The coding region runs from base 1 to 1035 and encodes 344 amino acids. The transcript is spliced from 7 exons. Gene Ontology annotation, molecular function: N-methyltransferase activity.
AUGGCUGCAAAUGGAAAGCAGACCUGUUAUGAGGGCAGGAUUCUCCAAAAUUACCAGGUAUACCUAGAACAGUCUGGACUGCACAAGCGCAUUCUCCAGGGUGUUCACCACAUCCUGCUGGGGGAAUUUAAAAGAAUUGGAGCCGGUAAAAGCAGUCUGGAUGUUCUUGGUGUCGGAAGUGGUGGAGGUGAGAUGGACACCCAGAUGUUGACUCUGCUGCAGUCCACAUUCCCUGCUGUCCAGAUCACUGCUGACAUUGUGGAGGGCAGCUCAAAACUUACUGACAACUUCAAAGCUUUGGUAGCAAAGACCGCCAACCUUCAGAAUAUCUCCUUUGCUUGGCAUUUGAUGAACAGUGAAGACUAUGAGAGGCAAGUCAAAGCAAAAGGAGACAUGAAGACAUUUGACUUCAUACACAUGAUUCAGAUGAUCUACUAUGUGGAUAACCUCGCCGACACCAUCAAGUUCUACCACAGCCUGCUGAAGAACAAUGGCAGGCUUAUGAUCAUCGUGGCAGCCACUAACUGUGGCAGUGACACCCUGUGGAAGGCUUACAAGAAGGAGCUCUGGGUAGACUCCAUCACAGAUUGGCGCUCAUCAGAGGACGUUAUCGCCUGUCUAAAGAGCCUGGGUCUAAAAUACGAGGAGCACGCCAUUCCCAAUGCCUUCGACAUCUCUGAGUGCUUCAAUCCAAACAGUCAGAUCGGAGAACAUCUGCUUAAUUUCAUAACAUCCAAAGAUCACUUCUACCAGUCCUUCACCCCAGAGAUCAGAGCGGGCAUGUUGGACGUUCUCAGGACCAAGUGCAGCACUGAAAAAGAGGGCGGGGUAUUCUACAACAUCAAAAAAAAAGAAAUACCGUUUUUAAUGACACAAAACCAAUUUUCCUCAGACUGCCUCUACUGGACAGUAGAGGCAGUUGCAGUGACGACUGAAUCACUAACUGGACAGAAGGAGCAGGUGCAGGAAAAGGCCGGAUCAGGUUCCUGGAUAGUUGUGCCAUGUGUACCGCACUGCCAACUGGUAUCUGUUUAA